This is a messenger RNA of Manis javanica (Malayan pangolin), 6982 nucleotides long. It is a transcript of the gene SSBP2, whose product is annotated as single stranded DNA binding protein 2. Gene Ontology annotation, cellular component: nucleus. Lineage: Eukaryota; Metazoa; Chordata; Mammalia; Pholidota; Manidae. Gene Ontology annotation, biological process: positive regulation of transcription by RNA polymerase II. Gene Ontology annotation, molecular function: protein binding; single-stranded DNA binding. The record is from RefSeq and is a predicted model, not a curated record.
AGCGUUGCCUGGGCGAGGAGGGCGGAGCUUUGGCGUGGGGCGGCCAAUAGUGGGGGUGGCUGCGUGGGUCGCCAUGGGGACGGGGCUGUUCCCGGGGAGGCUGUGAUGGGUUGACAGGUGCGUGACAGUGGGAGCUGCUCUCGGCACAAGCAUGUACGGCAAAGGCAAGAGUAACAGCAGCGCCGUCCCGUCCGACAGCCAGGCCCGGGAGAAGUUAGCACUCUACGUAUAUGAAUAUCUGCUCCAUGUAGGAGCUCAGAAAUCGGCUCAAACAUUUUUAUCAGAGAUAAGAUGGGAAAAAAACAUCACAUUGGGAGAACCACCAGGAUUCUUACAUUCUUGGUGGUGUGUAUUUUGGGAUCUCUACUGUGCAGCUCCAGAAAGACGGGAAACAUGUGAACAUUCAAGUGAAGCAAAAGCCUUCCAUGAUUAUAGCGCUGCAGCAGCUCCCAGCCCAGUGCUAGGAAACAUUCCCCCAGGAGAUGGCAUGCCAGUAGGUCCUGUACCACCAGGGUUCUUUCAGCCUUUUAUGUCACCUCGGUACCCUGGAGGUCCAAGGCCCCCACUGAGGAUACCUAACCAGGCACUUGGAGGUGUCCCAGGAAGUCAGCCAUUACUUCCCAGUGGAAUGGACCCAACUCGACAACAAGGGCAUCCAAAUAUGGGUGGGCCAAUGCAGAGAAUGACUCCUCCAAGAGGAAUGGUGCCCUUAGGACCACAGUCUGACCCUUGGUUAUCAUUACAGAACUAUGGAGGUGCAAUGAGACCCCCACUGAAUGCUUUAGGUGGCCCUGGAAUGCCUGGAAUGAACAUGGGUCCAGGUGGUGGUAGACCUUGGCCAAACCCAACAAAUGCCAACUCGAUACCAUACUCCUCAGCAUCUCCUGGGAAUUAUGUAGGUCCUCCAGGAGGUGGAGGGCCACCAGGAACACCCAUCAUGCCUAGUCCUGCAGAUUCAACCAACUCUGGAGACAACAUGUAUACUUUAAUGAAUGCAGUACCUCCUGGACCUAACAGGCCUAAUUUUCCAAUGGGCCCUGGGUCAGAUGGUCCCAUGGGUGGAUUAGGAGGAAUGGAGUCACAUCACAUGAAUGGCUCUUUGGGCUCAGGAGAUAUGGACAGUAUUUCCAAGAAUUCUCCCAAUAACAUGAGCCUGAGUAAUCAACCGGGCACUCCAAGGGAUGAUGGCGAAAUGGGGGGAAAUUUCUUAAAUCCUUUUCAGAGUGAGAGUUACUCCCCUAGCAUGACAAUGAGUGUGUGAUCCAUUACCAAGUCUCCUCAUGAAAACCAGUGAGUCAGCCCUUCCAGAACUACUACAGAAGAAAAUUAGUCAUCACAGUGUACAGCUAAAGGAAUCUCAGUCACACCAAACCAACCUUUUGAUUCCCUGCUCUCUCCCCAAUUUUGUGAAGAAAGCGGGUCCAAACGUGAUUCAAACAACUGUACAGAGUGGCAUAUUAGAAUUGCCCUAAACUGAACUGCAAAUAAUUAUCUGUGUAUGUAUAUGUGUGGGAAAGAGAAUGUACUGUAUAUGUGUAUGUUAUAUGGACAUAUACACAUACAUACAUUGACCCACAGGACAUUGUAAAAUAUUAUCACAUGACAUCUUAAGUAGAAAUAAGUAGGGACUUUUAUUCCAUCCUUUUUUUCACGUUUACAUUUUAAUUAUUAAAAGUUGCUCCUGCCCCUCCCUGAACUAUUUUGUGCUGUGUAUAUCACUGCUUUAUAUAAGUUAUUUUUUAAGGUGAACUCAGAUGUUAUGGUUUUGUAAAUGUCUGCAAUCAUGGAUAGGAAUAAAAUUGCUUAUUUGAGAGCUUUCAUUAAAUUGCGUCUGAUGCAAGUUAUCCUGUGAAUCACAAAGUGUACUGUCUCAAAACAAAGUGUGUCUUCAUCUUUAUGUCAAAUCAAUUUCUCAGUUACCUUCAGUGAAAAGUAUUUUUGUACCUUUUAUUUAGGAAAAAUACUUCAAAUCAACAGAAGCUUAACUGGGGCCUAACACAGUAUAUUUCUACAAUAACUGCUGUAGAUGGAAUUCUUGAUUUGUUUGUCUUAGAUGAUACAGAAAAUCAUUAAUUGGCCCCAAUUGCUUAGACCACUAGCAAUAAAAUAACAGGGGUUGUCAUAUUUUUAGCAACAUAUUUUCUCUUUAUCAUGAUAAAGCCCAGAAGUGAUAGCAAAACCAUUAGCUUGAUUUUGUCACUUCUCACUAGGAAUAGCAUACUAAUGUGAAAUGGUAUCUGAUUUUUAUUCAGACUUCUUGUGAACAUUUCCACAUAGACAUUGCAAAGAAGAUCUAUUCAAAUAACUGAGACUUUCAGCACAAGGGGAAAAGUUUUUACCACACCCAGGGGCUCUGGAGUGCUACUUCUCUAUCCAGAUAUCUUGCUUAAUAUCAGCAGAGUUGACUGAUUCCAGUCCCUUCUGUGCAUACCUUCUCACUGGCAGCAGAGCGUCUGCUCUGUUCCCUCGAUGUAUGACUUAUUUAGUGGAAAAUCAUUUAUAGUAACUAUAUUUCAUCUGGACAUUGACUUCAGCAGGCUAAAUCUACAUUGUGUAACUGUUUAGAAAACAAUGAAUAAACAUUAGAAAAACAAUAGCACACACCUCCCUUAUGAAAGCUCUAUGGCAUUUUUCAGAUCUUUUGGGGUUUUGUGUUUAACCAUACAUACAAACACCAAAAUCAUAAUAGAAAAGUGUGAAGACUUUAAUUUUAGACUCAAAAAGAUCAGUUGCUGAUCCUUUCUGUUAAAAUUGUGAUACAAAUAACUAUUGAUAAACAUCAACUGUAUAUCUAAACUCCAGAGACUUUGAAAAGCAUUGUUUAAUCUCAGGUAAGAGAAAACCUUUCUUUAAGUUUAUAAUCUCUGAAGUAAAAACUUAGCAGUAUAUUUGCUAGUUCCUAGUCUCAGAAUUUCUCUCAAAUCCAUAAUAACUUAUUCCUUAUGAAAAUAAAGAUUUUGCUUGUGCAUGACAGGGAUGCUGGGCAGAAUUGUCAAGGGGAAAAAAAAGAAGCUGAAUUAAAUUUAUGUUCCAGAUUUAAACUCUAAUUAAGCAAGUCACCAUUAAUUAUUUCAGUGUGCGGGAGAUGUAGAGCUUCCAGCUUUCAAGCUGUAGUGAACUUCCAUGAAAAAUUCAAACUAAAAGAUCUUUAACUCAAGCCAAGGUAACCUGAAGAUGACGCCUUGUAUAGACACAUGAAUUUACCAAGAGUAAUUUUUACUUCCAAUUUUUAUGACAUUUGUGUGAACAUUGAUAGUCCUAUAAUUAUCAAGCUUAAUUUUAUAAUGCUAGAAAUUUCAAGCAUUUUGUUGACUUUUUUCUCCAUUGUUAGUAACCUUGAAUUUGUUUUAUUUGCCUUCUAAGAAGGUAUUGUUUCUAAUUAUCACAAAGAAUCAUGAGCCUGAUUUUACUUGCCCUUAUUUUAGGGGUAACAAUUGGGAAAUGAAUGGCAAGUAUAGUUCCUAUUGUGUCUAGCCUAUUUGGUCAAAAAAAGUAAAAUUUGUUUUUUUCAAGGUAUCGUGAUCAACUCAUCGUAAGUAUUUAUUUCUUUUUCUCUCUUGGAAUCCAGAUUUAAAAUAGCUAUUUUAAACUUUUUUAAAUUCCCAAAAUAGUUGAAAAUUUUAUUUUUGAGGAGAAAAUUGUAUUAAAAAAACAGAAAAUAAGGAUACUUAGUUUUAAUAUCAAAUAAUUUUCUCAUGCACUGAAUGGAGGAUAGAAUAUCUGUAUAUUAAUUUUUGUUCAUUUUGAAUCAUUUAAACCUUACCCUUUCUGUUGUAAUAGGAUCAUUUAACCGUUUUCUCUCAUUUUCCAUUUCAUCCAUGCAUUUAUGUUGGUCUUGAUAUAUACUACCUGUUGCUGAGGUAAUUUUACACAUUACACCUCACAGUGAUAGUAUCAGUACUUCUUGUCUACAUUGAACAUAUAAAAUACCCAUAUGAAAUGUGAAAAUAAGUAAUAAGUCAAAACAUUAAUUCUCAUUAUUCUGCUUUGCAUUCUACCCAACUCACUACAGUUGAAAAUACAUGUCAAAUUCUUUCUCAGGUUUGUAUAUUCUUAACUGUCUUUCUUAUAGCAAAGUUUCUCAUGGAAGCAAAGGCUGUAGAGUGCCAUUGAUCUGUAACACCCCACACAUUUGAUGGGUGAAUCUUAGUGCUCCUUUACGCAUGUUCCAUUUGGACUCAGUUGCUGAUGAGUAGGAAUUGUACAGCUAGGAAUCUGAGGUUCAGAUUCCUUUAUUGUCAAGAGAUUAACAAGUCAGUUCUGCUCCCUGAGCCAUGGAAAGCCCAAACACCACUUUCCUUCCAGGAAUAAAAUAGAGAAAACUUUCAUCUCUAUUUUUAUGACUCUCUAAGAUAUCUAAACUCUAUUCCAUUUCAAGGAUCCUUCAGGUAACACUUCCUGUAGUUUAAAAGAUAGCAAAUGAAAAUAAAUGAGUUUGGUUUGGGAGAUGAGGAAGCCCUAAAUCUGCCCACAGCUUUUCCAUCAUGUCAUUCUGGGAAAGCAUUCAGAACUGCUCCUUUGGCAGAGAGUUUUCCAGAGUCCUUAAUACUAUGAAGUAAGUAUAGAUUGGCUUCUUCAAUGGCUUUCUCCAUGCUUUCUUCCUAAUUUCCACAUCCUGCAGUAGAAAUAAGAUAGAGGCGGAACAGUUUUGCCUUCUCAGCCCUUACAGUUUUCUUCUUCAUAUGGUACAUAGUUUUCCCAAGGGUAAUAAUUGCAAUUUCCAUUUCCUGAUUAUCACUGUUAAUUAGAAACAGUGCCACAAAUCAUAGCUACUUGACCUUGGUAUAGUAUUUUAACACUGGUUUUCCCUUCAUUUUUGUGAUUUAUGUACUAUCGUUUCCUUUCCUUGAAAACACUAAUUAAUGCAAGUUGUGCAUGAGUGUGUGUGGGAGGGAGAAGUCCAAUAUGGGGAAGAGGAGGUUGUUGCCACAUAUUUUCCAAAAAGUAGAUUCAUCUUCUCUUUUUUCUUUUUUUUAACCCUUCCUGGUAGAAUAAGUUUCUUGUUUGCCAUAAAAAGCAGGAGGUCUGAGUUUGCUUACAACAGUGGUACCUAAUUGCAAAUAUGUAUAAUAGGCUCCUUGGGUCUGUGGCUCAUACCUUGAGAAUUACUGGAAAGUAAAAGAAAGAAUGGUGAGCCAUUAUUAGUACGCUUCCAUUUUGCAUACUAAACUUAUGUGUGUACAUGCGCAUGCAUGUAUUGGAGGUGGUGGUAUGAAUUUUGCUCACAAAACUUCUAUGAUUUACAUUGUUGUAACAACUGGUGACUAUUAAACCUAAUUCUUUCCUUUCAAUUGCUUUUUAUUUCAUUGGUAAAGUAGCUGAUAAAAGUGAUUUGGGAUGAAAAGAGAGUAAUACAAGACAUAAGCAGAUGGAAUCUCCUAUGCUCGGCUUUAAUAUGCCCAUGUUAGAUUGUCCACAUUAGGCCUUCUUAUGAAGGUCUUGCAUCUAAAGGUAAGAGCAUAAAUGAUCAUUUAAUCCUUGGUCACUUCCCUGCCAGAACUCACCCAUAAUUGUAGUUUUUUAAUGUACAUUUUCUUACAAGAAAUUGAAUUGACCUUACUGAUUUAUUUCACCAAAAAUGUCAACUUUACCCAUUCAGAUUGAAAGAGAUGAGCUGCAGGUGAAAAUCACCUGUGGCCUUUUUAACUACUUUUCUAAACUAUAUUCUAAAGAGAAAUUCUCAUCUGAAUAAGUCUCCUAAGGAGAAUUUCCUCUGUUAAGUCUCCCUGUUAACUUAGUAUAGUUGGUCUUCCUAAACAGAAGAAAAAUAAUUUUUGUGAGUAAUUUCAUGUGAAUAUUUCUGAUGUCUAUGUCCUUCAACAGGAAAUACUGGCUGUAGACACUGUAUAUUUUUAAGUGGGACCAAGUAUUUUCAUGUACAGAAUUGCAGUUUGUCUCUUCCCCUUUGCAGAUUUACAACCCUCAGGAUAAAUUUGACUCAUUUUGAUUAUCCCAAUCAUUGAAAUGUUACAAUGUGUUCCUAAAAAUAUUUACCAUUUCAUUUUUAAAAUGAAUGUAAUUAACAUGAGAAAGGAGAAUAUUAGUAUUUCUAGAAAAAAAUUAUAUAGAAGACUUUUACUUUUACUGUUAAGUAAAACUUUAUCCCACUUUCUCUUUUGCACCAAAUGACCUUAGUGUAUCUCCAAGAAAAGUGAAAUUUUGAUUCCUCACAAUGUUCUCAGAACACAAUAAAACAUGUUGUCCACUACAUUUCCAUCAUGUCCACUACAUUGCUCAUUAAGAUGUAAUUAGCCAUUGCCUUCUUGGGAAACAAGAAUUCGAGUCAUCUGCUCAGUUUACAUAAUUUGAAAACAAUCCCCUUUAAAUUUAGUAACACCUUAGAAAUAUUCUUGAUAUAAUCUACUGAUAUUUACAAUGCGUGUAUGGCUUUCUAUCAGAUCUUAUUUCACAAUGUUUUGCUUUCCUUGCAUUAAGACAAUUUAAAAACUUAACAAACUAUGUUAGAGUGAAUACAGGACAUGUAAAAAAUGGAAAAAGUCUUUAUUAAUUUCUUUAUUCAUGAUAUCCAUCAUCUUAUUGAACUGCUUAUCUAAUUGUGAUUUUAAGAAUUUCUUAUUAUAUGUCCUAAAUUGUUAUACCUAUUAUGUCAUCCUGGUAAAAUAGAAUAUUUGUAAGGUUUUUAUAAAUGCACAGCUUAUGUAUAAAUACAAUUGGAAUCUGGGAUGACCUUACUAUCUACUAUUCUUAAUUCAGUCAUGGUCACUAGCUACCUGACACAUUUUGUAAAUCUGUGUGUGUGUGUGUGUGUGUGUGUGUGUGCGCAUGCAUGUGCAUGCACAUAUACACAUACCCAUUAUUACAUUUAUCCUCAAAUGAAUUUAUCACUUGAUGUUUUUGUACAAAUACUUGAGCUAUUCAUGUAAUGGGAAAAGUUGCCAUAAAGCUGUACAUAAAUGUCCCUUAUUUGGCACAUGUUUUCACAUUUAAUUUUAAAAAUACAACUUUUCAUUUACAGUUAAAA